AUGAAGCGCUGCAAAGGAAAAAAAAUAAGAACCGCUCGCGCACUGGCAGGUGACGACGCGACCAGUGCCGCCGCUGAACGGCUUGCCCGCCAUUGCGAGUGGCACGUCUUCAGCCAGGUGGACGCGCAGGCUGUUUUUUCGCGCAUGGCUUUGCAAGGCUGCGACUCAGCGGAGCGCGACCGCCUUUUCCGACCAGUAAGCGGCGUGCGUCCAAACCGCCUCAAAGCCGGGUCUCCGUGCCUUGCGUGUGUGGCUGCGAACAGCGUGAAGCCUCACGCGUCAGUAUUUCUGCCCCCUCUUUUUUCGGAGCUCUUCGCUUUGUCGAGCACCAGAUGA
This is a messenger RNA of Peronospora matthiolae, 336 nucleotides long. The record is from the annotation of a GenBank genome assembly. Lineage: Eukaryota; Oomycota; Peronosporomycetes; Peronosporales; Peronosporaceae.